UACCGUCGACGGGUUCGCUCCGCUCCACUCCGCAUUGCCGCGCAUUUCGUUUUCGAUCUCAGAUCUUGGAUCCAUCCACAUUUCCAGUCACGACACAUAUUUUUUGGUUAGCGGCGCAGAACCUGUUUACCCGUCUCGUGGAUUUUUGGGCAGCAGGUUCUCGAAUCCGGUGAAAAUCCCAUCCAUCCCAUCCACAUCUCAGAGAUAAGCCAAAAAAUGAAUGCGGAAGACCAACAUCUUAAUCAGAAUGGCAACGAAGCCAAUGGAAAGCAGGCCAAGAUCGUUUCGGGAUUGGAUCGACCGCUGAAGACUCCACCGCCUGGUGAACAGACAAGAGCAGUACGCCGUCAAGUCAUCGCUGUUAUCCUGGCCAAUGUGGGUGUUUUCUCCACGGGAAUGACCCUGGCCAUGCCCACUGCCACUAUGUAUCAGCUUAAGGACAUUACGGAGCCAGUUCAUCUGGAGGGUUCACAGUUCACAUGGUUUGCCUCGGUUAAUGCUUUGUCGGCCCCUCUGGGAGGUUUACUAUCCGCGUUUCUGCUGGAUAGAAUAGGACGAAAGAGGUCCUUGAUCGUGCUCAAUGUACUCACUAUCGUUGCCUGGAUAUUAUUGGCUACACCAAGUCAAAGCGACUCAAAGGCCUUCUUCUGGCAGCUUAUUGCCUCGCGAUUCUUGCUGGGCAUUGGCAUGGGACUGGCUAGUGCCCCUCCCGGAGUCUAUGCAGCUGAAAUCAGUGUGCCCAAGACGAGGGGAAGUCUCAUCCUGGGCACAUCCAUUUCAGUGGCUGGUGGCAUCACCAUUCUCUAUGCGAUUGGGUACUGCAUACGCGAUGAUUUCCGACUGAUUGCCCUAAUCUGUUGUGGUUACCAACUGGUGUCCCUGCUCUGCGUUCUACCCCUCAUGGAAAGCCACUGCUGGUUAUUGUCGAAGAAGAGGGUGACGGAGGCCAAGCGAUCACUCAACUACUUCCGUGGAUUUAACAAGUCGGAUGAAAUCACCCACCCUCAAGUGCUGGAAGAGUUCCAGUUACUACAGAAAGCCCUGCAAAAAAGGGACAUGGAGGUGAAGAAGCCAUUCUGGAAGAGUGUAAAAGAACCGGAGGUCCACAAGCCUUUACUCAUCCUGAUGAGCUUGUUUGCCUUCCAGCAGCUAACUGGAAUCUUUGUGGUCAUCGUGUUUGCCGUACAAAUCUCCUCAGAAGCGGGCAUCCAGAUCGAUCCCUUCAUGUGUGCCUUGUUCAUUGGUUUGGCCCGCUUGGUCACAACCUGUCCAAUGGGUUACAUCCUGGAAAUGUGGGGUCGUCGGAGGGCUGGUAUUAUCUCCACCUUGGGCAUGGCUGUCUGCAUGUUUCUGUUGGCAGGACACAGCAAGAUUGAGUUCUUGAAGGCAGUUCCUUAUCUCCCAGUGAUUGCCAUUGUGGGCUUCAUUGUGCUGAGCACCUUGGGCCUCUACACCCUGCCCUUCUUCAUGAUCUCUGAGCUUUUCCCGCAAAGAGUUAGGGGUCCGGCAUCAGGUCUGACAGUGGCCGUGGGCAUGUUCAUCUCGUUUGUGGUCCUGAAGACCUAUCCCGAUUUCAAGGAAUCCGUUGGAAUGUCCAAUUGCUUCAUCUUCUUCGGGGUUAUGGCUGUAUUAGCUCUGAUAUUUAUUUACUGGGCUCUCCCAGAGACCCGUCGUCGUACUCUUCUGGAGAUCGAAGAGCAGUUCCGUUCGGGUCACAGUCGUAAAUCUCAAAACCCAGUUGAUGUAGAAAUGAAGGAGGUUUUUGUCCGAAAGCCAGAGGAAUAAUGUUUGUAAGAAGAUAGAUGUCUCGUUGAGAGAGAUUAAUAUACUUAAGUAGAUCCCGACAAGUGCUUAGGACUGUGAUAGACAAUAAAAAAUUAAACAAACAAAA
Molecule: messenger RNA, 1891 nt
Organism: Drosophila eugracilis
Lineage: Eukaryota; Metazoa; Arthropoda; Insecta; Diptera; Drosophilidae
Product: solute carrier family 2, facilitated glucose transporter member 6
Exons: 4
Coding region: 217-1785 (522 amino acids)
Biological process (GO): carbohydrate transport; transmembrane transport
Cellular component (GO): membrane
Molecular function (GO): sugar transmembrane transporter activity
Source: RefSeq, a predicted model, not a curated record